AUGGGUGACUCUGGAGCGAAGGCGGUCGUCUGGCCGACCGGGCAGAUUGACCGGAAAAAGAGAAUGGCGGAGGCGAGAUCCCCUAGAGUUUCUAAGUACGGCGAGAAUGCAACUCUAUCUUUCUACGAUGCAUUGGAUAAGUACCCAGUCGAACGGAAAUCGGUGCUAGUGAUAGGGAGUCAAACCCCUUGGCUUGAGGGAAUUCUCUUGGCGUAUAAAGCUGGAUCGAUCACGACUGUUGAUUUCAACAGACCCGCUGCAGACUAUCCCGGACUGAGGCUGUGGAAUAUUGCUGAGCUGGACGCCUCAGAUGAGUCCUUUGACGUGGUAGCUUCGUAUUCGUCGCUGGAGCACGAUGGGCUGGGGAGAUAUGGCGAUCCGCUAAACCCGGAUGGAGAUCGGCUGAGAAUGAUGAAGUCCUUUACCCCUCCAAGGCAUCUCUCACAUCCUACUGCUUCCUCUUUAGCUGCCACGUCCCUCUGUCCCAUUGCUGCUGCGCAGAUCAGGGGCCUACUAAAGCCAGGAGGGCUCUUCUUCCUGGGGGUGCCAGUGGGGAACGACACGCUGGUGUUCAAUGCACAUCGGGUGUACGGUCCCAUCCGCAUGCCGCUGCUGCUCAAUGGUUGGAAGCUGCUGGAUGUGUUUGGGGUGUCCAGUCUCGAAGCAGCUUAUAGGGAGAACCUGAAUGCAACAAUCUUACAGCCGGUCAUGGUGUUGAGGUAG
Closterium sp. NIES-65 is the source of this 723-nucleotide messenger RNA. The record is from the annotation of a GenBank genome assembly. Lineage: Eukaryota; Viridiplantae; Streptophyta; Zygnematophyceae; Desmidiales; Closteriaceae.